Messenger RNA from Lolium perenne, 2008 nucleotides. RefSeq lists its product as uncharacterized. The record is from RefSeq and is a predicted model, not a curated record. Gene Ontology annotation, molecular function: protein binding. Lineage: Eukaryota; Viridiplantae; Streptophyta; Magnoliopsida; Poales; Poaceae.
UCUGGGCAAGUCCUUGCCAGUUAUAUGCGCUGCCCUAGUUGGUUUUUAUCGCCUCCGCCCCAUACUCUCCGUAGCCUCCAUCAGCGGUACCCACUAACCCGUCCUAUUUUCCUCUCCUCCGAUCGACGGCGGUUUCUGCAGGUCAGGCGAUCUGCUGUGUUUCAGGUUGACAACGGAAGAACACAAAGGAAACGAUGGCGCGCCGCCGUAAGAAAGCCAAGCCGCCGGUUGAAGUCGACCGCCUCAGCGCCCUCCCGGACGAAUUGCUGCAUCAGAUCAUGGCGCGCGGCGGCAUCAGGGCGUGGGAGGUUGCUCGCACCUGCAUACUCUCGCGCCGCUGGCGCAAAGUAUGGGCCUCGGCGCCGUGCGUCGAUCUGCGUGUCUUUUGCAACGGCACCCACCGUCCACCACCGGAGAACUUCUCCAGGUUCGUCAAAGCCUUCCUGCGCAGGCGGAACCGGCGGGUGUCGCUGGAUACUCUCCGGCUGCUGCACGUACCCACCGAGUGCGACCACGAGAUGGAGGACGAUGAAGAACACGAACAGCCCUCCUACGAUGCUUCGGAUGUAGCGAGAUGGGUCACCCACGCCGUUCAGCGCCGCAACGCUCGGGUUAUCGAGGUCACCGAUCAUCCCGAGCACCUGAGCUGCUUUAAGAUCAAGAAACACGUGUCCUUCGCAUCCUCUCACCUCCAGCAGCUCAAGCUGUGGCAUGCAAGGUUGGGUGGCAACACGUUGGAGGACGUCUCCUUUCACUGCCCUUGUUUGCAGGUCCUGGAGCUCAAGGAAUGCAUCCUUGAAGGCAGCACCAACAUAUCAUCCAACUCCCUCUCGAGUUUGACUCAGGAAAAAUGUAGGAUCUGGUUGGACCUCUCCGUCAAUGCUCCCAAUCUCGUGUCGCUGCGCUGCGUCAAGCCGUUUAGCCGAGCUCCCUCCUUCGGUACCAUGGGCUCUCUGUCUACAGCCACCAUCAUCUUGCUUGACUCUUUCUUGGAAACUGAUACUUACCACAUCUGCAAAGAGCACCCCGAUUCUAAAUUGGGUUUAAGUUAUUCCGGUGACGAUGCGUCUUAUCUCUACGAUGAUUUCUAUGGUUGUGAUACGGAUAGCAUUAGCACAUGUCAAUACGGCGAGCUUCCAGAUGAUGAUGAACACAGCUCCGCCGAUAGUGAGGAUCGAAGCAAAAAUGGCAGCAACUCAAGAUUAGGUGGUGGUCAUCGCAACACUACAGUUUCUGGUGGAGAAAAACUUCUACUCAGCAUUUCCAAUGUCACUAGUUUGGAUCUCAUUGCUGCUCCUGGAGAGGUGAUUCUGAACAGGGAACUGAAAACGUGUCCAAUGUUCAGCAACCUGAAGACAUUAUUCCUUGGUGAAUGGUGUCUGGCCGAUGACUUUGGUCCAUUAAUUUCCUUCCUAGACCAUUGCCCAAUUCUGGAGAGGCUCUCUAUUGAACUUAAAUCGGGUAAGGAUAGAGCUGUGGCAAUGCCUGUCAGUAAUAGACAACUGACCGGUAGAUUGCUUGCGUGCGCAUACCUUACAAAGGUGAAGAUCAUCAAGUGUUGUGGGGAUGAUGUAAGAGUCGGUGCGUUGGUACGAUUGUUCGUGGAUAGUGGCAUGGACAGUAAGAAGAUUUUUGUCCGUCAGACUCGAAAAAAUUGCCUGCUCACCAGCACAACUGAGGUUGCCCUGUAGGAAAUGCAGUCACGGUGUGUAACCAAGGCUAUGACAUGCAGGAAACGUCAAUUUUCAUGGAGCAUAGAUUAUGCCUAGCUAGCUGUUGAAGGGUUUUGCAGUGAACUUUGGAGGAAGCCUAUCCUAGUGUCAUAAUGAUCUUUUUCUAGUCGAAGGGUUAACAUUAUAGCAUAUAAUCCAUGGUUUGGAUCAAGAAAAUAAAUGGUUAACUGUCCAUCAAGAUGCUUUUUUUAGGCAGCACGGAUUAUGCCUGUAAACCAUAACAGAUUGUGGUUCGUCUUUUCGGAGCUGGCAUGCAAACUGCUUUGUCUUCUCUA